This is a messenger RNA of Erinaceus europaeus (western European hedgehog), 3691 nucleotides long. It is a transcript of the gene ZNF74, whose product is annotated as zinc finger protein 74. The transcript is spliced from 5 exons. NCBI's taxonomy places the organism in Eukaryota, Metazoa, Chordata, Mammalia, Eulipotyphla, Erinaceidae. Gene Ontology annotation, biological process: negative regulation of transcription by RNA polymerase II. The record is from RefSeq and is a predicted model, not a curated record. The coding region runs from base 1275 to 3284 and encodes 669 amino acids. Gene Ontology annotation, molecular function: DNA-binding transcription repressor activity, RNA polymerase II-specific.
CCACCACCUAGCCCCUUCUCUCACUCUGGAUGCCCUUUCUCUCUCCCCUUCUGGCAGCUUUUUUUUUUUUUAAUUAUUCGAUAGGACAGAAAUUGAGAUAAAGAGAGGCAGAGAAAGAGAGACGCCUGUAGACCUGCUUCGCCACUUAUUAAGUGUCUCCUCUGCAGGUGGGGAGCGGGAGCUCAAUCCAGAGUAUCCUUACUCUAUGUGUGUUUAACUAGAUGCAACACAAUCGGGCCCCCUCUAUUUCCCUUCCUUUUCUUCAUCCUCCUACACCUUUAUUUCUUUUUUUUUAACUUUUUUUUAAAUUUUAUUUUAUUUAUUUAUUCCCUUUUGUUGCCCUUGUUGUUUUAUUGUUAUAAUUAUUAUUGUUGUUGUCAUUGUUGGAUAGGACAGAGAAAUGGAGAGAGGAGGGGAAGACAGAGAGGAGGAGAGAAAGAUAGACACCUGCAGACCUGCUUCACCACCUGUGAAGCGACUCCCCUGCAGGUGGGGAGCCGGGGUUCGAACCGGGAUCCUUAAUGCCGGUCCUUGUGCUUUGCGCCACCUGCGCUUAACCCGCUGCGCUACAGCCCAACUACCUUUUUUUAACUUUUUUAUCUUUACUUAUUUAUUGGAUAGAAACAGCCAGAAAUUGAGAGGAAGGAGGAGGUUGGGGUAGAGACGACUGCAAACUUGCCUCACCACUUGUGAAGCCUUCCCCCUACAGGUGGGGCCAGAGGCUCGAAUCCAGGUCCUUGCGCAUGUAACAUGUGCAUUCAACCAGGUGCGCCACCACCUGGCCCCCUCUAUCUUUCUUAUAUCUAAAUCUCUCUGUCCUAUCAGAUAAAUAAAGUUUAAAAAAAAAAAAAAAAAAGGAUUACAUAAAUCAGAGCCGCUCUAGCCCUUCAGGUGCCUUCUGGGAAAUGGAGGCCCCAUCUUUCCCCGCACAAAGGCUUCUGGGAGUUGUAGUUCGUGUCCGCUCUGCGCAGGCGCUACAGGGCUACUCCUUUGUGGAGGUCGCAGUCCUUUGCUGGAGACCCACCACUCUUCUGCGUUUCCACCCGGCUGGUGAUUGGCCUGUCAAUGUUCCUUGAGACUUGCCCGCUGACUCCUGGGGACUGAGCUCGAAGCCGCGGUCACCGGAGAAGUAUGGGUAGUGGGUGCAGCAAGGGGUGGGGUGCCCCAGCGGGGCACUUCUAAUCUCGCGCCCCCUGCAACCCCGGGCGCUCAGCCUCGUGGUCCCAGAGCCCCUGGAGCGGGACUUGCGUCCCGGGGCACCGCCUAGGGGCACCAUGGACACCUAUAGCGUGAAGCCCGAGGGCACAGGUCCACGUUCUCAGGACCCAGUGCUUCUCCUUGACAAGAAUCCAAAGGACACAGUGGGUCAGGACCUCCUGAAAGCCAAGUGCAAGGAACUGGUGACUUUCAAGGAUGUGGCUGUGGACUUCACUCGAGAGGAGUGGGGCCAGCUGGACUCCCCACAGAGGGCCCUGUAUUGCGAUGUGAUGUUGGAGAACUAUCAGAACCUUCUCGCUCUAGGGCCUCUGGUCUGCAAGCCAGAUGUCAUCUCUCACCUGGAACGAGGCGAGGAGCCAUGGCAUAUACCCAGGGGAGUCCCUGGAGGUCCACAUACAGAAUGGGGACCUAGACCCAAGAUGAAGGGAUCAUCUCAGCAGGAGAGCGUUUACCAAGAAGAGCCAUCACAGGAACCCUCGGCAGAGUGGCUAGCGAGGCCUGGUCUUCAUGGCUGCAGUCUAGCUACUGGGUGGUCCUUGGAAGGCCCAGUGGGGACUCUAUCCAGAGGCAAGACUGUGCUCUGGAGGCAAACACCUGACAGCUGUGGGGACAUUCCUUCAGAGAAGUGCUGUCAGAGACACAAUGCUUCUGAAGAAGAGCCUCCCUUGAAGUGUGUCGUCCUCACCCAGCAGAGCAUUUCUUCAAAAAGAGGCUCUCCUGAUAGGCAGAUGGAGAAGUCCCAACACAAAGAAGUGGUUACCAAGCCCCAGAGAACAUACACAAGGCAGAGCACAUGCAAAUCAACUAAACAUGAAAAACAUCCACCUGCCAACAGACCACAGAGUACUGACCCUGGGGGAAGUCUCUUUGUUUGCAGUGAGUGUGGCAAAGCCUUCCAUCAGAGUUCAUCCCUUACUCUACAUCAGCGCUGGCAUUCAAGAGAGAAAGCCUACAAGUGUAAGGAGUGCGGCAAGGCCUUCACUUGGAGCACUAACCUCAUUGAGCACCAAAGAAUCCACACAGGGGAGAAGCCCUUCUUCUGCGGUGAGUGUGGGAAAGCUUUCAGCUGUCACUCCUCACUUAAUGUGCAUCACAGAAUUCACACUGGCGAGAGACCCUACAAAUGCAAUGCCUGUGAGAAGGCUUUCAGCUGCAGCUCUCUGCUCAACAUGCAUCUCCGUGUCCACACUGGGGAGAAGCCAUACAAGUGCACAGAGUGUGGGAAGGCCUUUAACCAGAGGACUCACCUGACCCGGCACCACAGAAUCCACACGGGGGAGAAGCCCUAUAAGUGCAGUGAGUGUGGGAAGGCCUUCACUUGCCACUCAUCCCUGACUGUGCAUGAGAAAAUCCACAAUGGGGACAAACCAUUCAAAUGCAACGCGUGCGAGAAGUCCUUUAACAACCGUUCCCGCCUGACUCUCCAUCAAAGGAUCCACACGGGGGAGAAACCCUUCAAGUGUGGCGCCUGUGGGAAAGGCUUCAGCUGCCAUUCCUACCUCAUUGUGCACCAGCGGAUCCACACAGGGGAGAAACCCUUCAAGUGCAAUGAGUGUGGGAAGGCAUUUAGCUCCCACUCCUACCUCAUCGUGCACCAGCGGAUCCACACAGGGGAGAAGCCAUUUGACUGCAGUAAGUGCUGGAAGGCCUUCAGCUGUCAUUCAUCCCUCAUUGUGCACCAGAGGAUCCACACAGGGGAGAAACCCUAUAAAUGUAAUGAGUGUGGCAAAGCUUUCAGCCAAAACCAUUGCCUCAUCAAACACCAGAAAGUCCAUUCAGGGGAGAAGUCACUGAAAUGUAAGGAGUGUGGUGAGGUGUUCAUUUGGAGCAGCCACCUCAGAGAACACCAGAGAACACACAGCAAAGAGAAACCCUUUGACAUUCAGUUCAACAAGCACUUACUAAACACUUACUACAUGUCCAUGCCCAGCAGCUUGUUGGGAGCAGCAGACACAGGGGUGAGUGGUGUGGACCCAAUAAAUGCACUGGAUGUGGCAAAGCUCCUGUGUGUGGUUCAACCUUCAGCCAGCGGGAAUUUCUCCUUAGGUGCCAAACCUGGAAAUUAAUGUGGUGUUGCCACACAGUGGCCACUCCUCCCUCCCUCCCCACUGUGAGUAGAGGAAACACAAAAGCUGUAUGAAGGCCAUUGGCCUCCAGAUAGUAAGUGUGCCCUCCUGCCCCAUAACAUCUCCUACCUGAUAACACACCUCUAUGAGAAAGGGAUUGUCACCUCCCCUGAAAAGGACAUACUUCAGGGGAGGAGAGUUGAGGGCUAUUUGAGGUUGACCAGCCAUACUGUUUUCCUUGGUGGGCUUGGAAGUCACUGGCAAAAGAAUAGGUCUUUUCAGCAGAUUAAAAGGUAUGUCUGUUGUGCUCUCAGAUGGCAUCCUGCCAUGGUUCUGAUCAGGAAUUUCCUGUGAUGUGUUGUGUUUAGAGUCAUGCUACUAAUAAAACUGAAGAAUUGUGAAUAGUA